This is a messenger RNA of Ictidomys tridecemlineatus (thirteen-lined ground squirrel), 1915 nucleotides long. NCBI's taxonomy places the organism in Eukaryota, Metazoa, Chordata, Mammalia, Rodentia, Sciuridae. The record is from RefSeq and is a predicted model, not a curated record.
AGCAAGUCCUAGGCACAGUCCAGAAAAAAAAAUUUAAUCUUCUUUCCUUAGAACUAUCUUGAUUAGCAUCAACAGGCCCUGAGAACACAGUGAAUGUCAGCAUCUAAGAUUUCAUUUUUCAAAAUGAAAGACUUGAUACUGAUCCUGUGCCUCCUGGAAAUGAGUUUUGCAGUGCCGAUGUUUCCUCAGCAACCUGGGGCACCAGGCAUGGCACCUGGCAUGGCUAGUUUGAGCCUUGAGACAAUGAGGCAGUUGGGAAGUCUCCAGGGAUUGAAUGCACUUUCUCAGUUUUCUAGAUUUGGCUUUGGGAAAUCACUUAAUUCUUUGUGGUUGCAUGGUCUCCUUCCACCACAUUCCUCUCUCCCGUGGCUAAGACCAACAGAACAUGAAACUCAACAGUAUGAAUAUUCUUUGCCUGUGCAUCCCCCACCUCUCCCAUCACAGCCAUCCCUGCAGCCUCAACAGUCAGGACUGAAACCUUUCCUCCAGCCCACUGCUGCAACCGCUAUCCAGGCAACAGCCCAGAAGGGUGGUCCUCAACCUCCAAUGCAUCCAAGGCAGCUGCCCCUGCAGGAUGGAGAACCGCCAGCAACUGAGCAACAAGUGGCACCAACAGAGAAACCACCAACAUCUAAGCUCCUGGUAAUGGAUUUUGCUGGUCCACAGGUUCCAUCAUUGUUCCAUAUAGCCCGUGUGAUAUCUCGGGGACCACUGCCACAAAACAAACCAUCUGCACUUUAUCCAGGAAUGUUUUACACAUCUUAUGGAGCAAAUCAACUGAAUGCUCCUACCAGACUUGGCAUGAUGAGUUCAGAAGAAGUGGACCCAAGCAUGGGAGGAAGAGGAGGCCCCAUGGGCUAUGGAGCCAUGUUCCCAGGAUUUGGAGGCCUGAGGCACAGCCUUAGGAGAAUGUCUCCCAAUCCAGCCAUGGGUGGAGAUUUUACUCUGGAAUUUGACUCCCCAGCGGGAACAAAAGGUCCUGAGAAGGGAGAAGGAGAGGCACAAGCCUCCCCCAUGCAGGAGGCCAACCCAGCCAAUCCAAAAAACCCAGCACUCCUUUCACAGAUAGCACCUGGUGCUCAUGCAGGACUCCUUGCUUUCCCUAACGACAACAUUCCCAACCUGGCAAGGGGCCCUGCAAGGCAGAAAAAGGGACCCCUCGGGGUCACUCCAUCAGCUGCUGACCCACUGAUGACCCCUGAAUUAGCUGAGGUUUAUGAAACCUAUGGUGAUGAUGUUACCACACCCCUGGAUACAGGAGAAGCAACCAUGGAUACCACAAUGACCCCAGACACUCAGCAAACAUCAAUGCCAGGAAACAAAGUCCACCAACCCCAGAUGGUACAUGAUGCAUGGCGUUUCCACGAGCCCUGAACACCUUGAGAUAUCAACUACUUUCUGUAUGCACAAGCUUCCCAGUUUUGUCCCCACAGUCUACCUUUUUGCUAAAACACUUAAUACCUUCUACAGCAAAGGCAUUAAACACGCUAAGCAUGUAUUAAUAAACACAAGUGGCUAGAAAUAGUGUAGGUUCCCUUCUUGCUUUCAUUCUCUUAUUGAAAUAAAAUGUGUUGACUGUCUCUGUGAUUUAGAAAUACUAUUAACAGCAAGUCUAAGAGUCUCAGCAUUUGAUAAUCUUGUUUCUUAACUCUCUUCAGCAUUAUAGGAUUUCUCCUACUAGCAUGACACUAUUAUAUCCAGGAAAUGCAGCACUGCUUUCUUUUUUCUAAGCAAGAAGCACAUAGUCUCAGAAUUCAAAGCUGUUUCAUUUAAACUUGAUUAAAUUGGAAUGCGUAAAGAACCUCUCCCUGGUAUUACUGGGUUUCAUACAUUGGAUUUUAAAUUCUUAUUUUUAGAGUAUUUUAUUUAAUCUAAAACAAUUAGCCUAUUUUAAAUAAAGAUUUUUUUCUCAUUG